UAAAUAACAAUAAAAUUAUCUGGAGGGCCAGAUAUGAUCACCCGAGGGCCGGAUCAGGCCCCUGGGCCUUGACUUUGAGACAUGUGAAAUAGAUCAAAAGAUGAUUGGUGUGGUACUUCAGCAGUUUCCUUAAAUUUCCCCCUUAAUAAUUGUAGUUAUUUUCCAAUAAAACAGUAAAUAAAAAAACAAAAUGUUUUUGGCCCUCUUGUGGAUCAUUUGCUUGUUUUGUUGAAACAUUUAGAUUCCUGUAAGGGCCACAAUAACUUAAAAUGUUUUUAUUAUUUUCAAUGUUUACCUCUAUGGGUUAAAGAGGUGUGAGGAGGGUGCUUAUUUUGUAAAUUAUUAAAUUUUAAAAAUUAAUUAAUUGAUGUUGUGUACUUUGUAUUGUUUGUGUUAUAUCAAUAAAGAUUUGCCAAGGUGCUAUUUUCUGAUUAAUAAACCAAUCAAAUAAAACUGCAGUUUUCAUUUUAAGUCUCAGCUGAUAUUAGAUGUUUUUUAAAACAAACGUUUCAUAUUUAAUGAAAUUAUUUGCUAAAUCAAAUAAAAUCAAUUAUGGAUCGUUUUAACUAAUUUGACAUGUAUUUUUUUUUUAGCCAGCCUUUGUGGGAGUUUCUGUAAGAGCUGCGUCGAUCACUCGUUUUGUAUUUAAGCUGAGAUGCAAAGUGACUUCCUCCAGGCUGGCGCUCCAUCUCGCCGCGCGCGCCGCGUCCAUGUAACCUGCGCUCAUAUAAACACAGGGCGGCUGUCAGCACAGGUCAGUGGAGAGGCGGUUCGAUUCCCCACGCUGUAUAGUGUCUCAGGAGCAGCACGCUUGGCGCUUUGACCGCCUGAUGUAGAAAAGCAAAACGCUUCGGAGUCAUCACCGAGUCUGCUUCAACAGGAAACGACACCAAACUGAAACCAGAGACGUCGAUGAAGCCAUGGAAAGAGCAUCGUCCACAGACAGGCGCAGAGCUUGGAUCAACAGCCGACAGAGGCCCACGCUGGAGGAGCCUCAAGGGUUGUUAUCCACCUCCAUGAUUGAAGACAACGUCUUCCCAGACAGUGAGAGCAAAGAAAAGAUUGAGAGUUGGCUUCGUGGCUGUAGGUCAGAUGACAACGCUAGAGUCAGCUUUGAGGCUGAACUAGCUUUAAAUUUUCCUGAUGACUUGAGCCUGGGAGCUGAUGCCUCAGUUGUAGGUGUUGCUUCAGUUACACACAGAGCUGGAACAAGGCGUCGAAGACUUGGUUUGCCGCCACUGAAGCAUGGGCUGAGCAUGACCUCCAGCUGCUACUCCACAUCCACCUGCAAAACUAUUUCAAGCGUGUCAGAUAUCCUGCAGCUGUAUGAGGAGGAUGCAGAGGAGGUUCUAUGUGCGCUGGGUUUCGGCGGCGAGGAGGAGCAGAUCACAGCACGUAUCCCGUCUCGGUUUUUAAACUCUCCCUCCCACGCUAGCGGCAUCAAUUUGCGGCUUUUCCUGGACUCCCAAAUCCAGCGGAUACGAGAAGAGGACCACAGACUCUGUCUCGCCAGUCGUUUUAGACAGGUGGAAGUGCUCACGGCUACCGCCAAUGCUUUCUAUUCGCUCUACUCCUACGUGUCCCGCACUCCUCUUCAGAAACUGGACACGCCAGUGUUUACCUUCCCUUCUCCCGUGAGGAAGAUGGAGCGCUUUCAACCCAGCACCUCCAGCGGACCUCGCUCUCCUGUGGAGCGGCUGAAGGACACCGUUCACAAGAUGUGUCUGUACACGGGCUCCCCUCGCGGGUUUGAGUCCACCUCUCCACAGCCGUUACACAGGAAGAGGUCCAGCGUUCCCGACAUCGUCGAGCUAAUCAUGAGAACUAAAACGGGGACCGCCAAGAAGCUGGAUUUGGAGGAACACAACGCAAACAAACAGAUUGUAGAUGACAGGCUGACAUCUUGGGACGGGGAAAAGGAACCAAUGCAGGAGGUAGAUGCAAAUAUAAGUCAACAUGACACUAAAGUCUGUGAAAUGGAAGACAACAUACGAAAAGAACAUGUUGAACUUGGCAGCACUAAUAGUGGUCCAAUAUUUUUUGCAACACUGUCCUCUUCAGAAGAAACUUUAACAGACCCUGAACAACAGUUUCCUGUAUCUUGGUCGGAGCUGGACUCUUGUCCCACCCAAAGCGAUGCAGGAGCAGUUGAGCCGCUCCCUACUUGUGAUUUUUGUGGUCAGAUCCCACACAAUACAAACUGUUCAUUACCUGGAGAACACAUAGACGCACCAUCACCUGAAUCAAAUAAAUCCUGUGUUCUCGCUCAAGAUUGCAGCCCGCACACGACUAAUGUUACAGAACUCAGCGGCGGCUGCGGUCGUUGCUGCAUCACAGUGACCGGCUGGGAUGGAGAGAACGAGUCUCCACGUUCCACAAAAACUGCACGUUUUCAAUACGCUCUGCCUGUGGUACCCACGGUAACCAGCAAGGAGUCGAUAAAACAAGGAGACACAAAGUACCUGAAGCCGAUGACGCAUCCCAGCAUGGGCGACUUCUCCAGUACUCGCCAACAAGUCAACUCCUUUGAGUUGGAAGAGGUGCACAGCGCCGGAGAAGAGGAUUUUGGACAAUCCGAACUUUCAAAAACUUCACAACUUUCCAGAUGUCCGAAUAAAGGUGAGGUGGUUCGGGGUGACAGCGUGCAGUCGGACAGCAGCGGAUAUGCAGAUGAAGACCUCGGCCCUUCAGCAGAGAAACUCAGCAGCUGACAGAAAACUCUCCACUCGCAAGAGUCAAUUGUGAAAUCUUAAAAAUGAAGAAAAAGUUUACCUUGAUCUUCAGAUACUGCAAUAUCUCCAGAUGUGAAGUUUUUAUAGUUCUUGAAUGCAUGGAUGAAUAGAGUAAUAAUAGAAAAAACUUUUAAAAAGUUGAAGCACAGUAAUACCUUUUAAAUAUUUUAUAAAAAAAACAGCUACAGAUGCACUUUAAACAUUAAAUUUAAUGUGUUUUUUGUAAUGUUUUAUUUUUAAUUAUUUAUAACCAUAAACAGAUUUUUUUUUAAAUGUGUCAUCUUUAUGUAGGGCUGGGUUGGUAAAAUCAAUUUGUUUUGAUCUAAGCUUAAUAGAUCAAUAAUCAAUGCAUAAAAGUGGAAAUCGAUCUAAAGCGUUAAGCUAAAGUCUGCUAGCUUGAUGCUAACUUGUAAUGGGAUUUCCCAUUGGAUGGCUAAUGCUAACACUCACUCGACCAAAACAUACAUUCCUGACUAAAUUAACAUCUUUAUACAUUCACAAAUAUUAAUUUUCUAAAGUUUUUUAAGGAAAUAUUUUUAAAAUAACCAUUUCUGGCCUAAAACACAGUUUUUGCUCAUGAAAAAACAGAAUCGAAUCGAUUCUGUAAUUAUUGUCGAUACCCAGCCCUACUUUUAUGUGUUGAAGAAAAACAGUAGUUACUUUGCUUAUAUAAUCGCAUAAUAAACAUUAUAAGCUGCAAUAAAUGUUACAGCUG
Messenger RNA from Oryzias melastigma (Indian medaka), 3447 nucleotides. It is a transcript of the gene tespa1, whose product is annotated as thymocyte expressed, positive selection associated 1. The transcript is spliced from 11 exons. The coding region runs from base 921 to 2711 and encodes 596 amino acids. Lineage: Eukaryota; Metazoa; Chordata; Actinopteri; Beloniformes; Adrianichthyidae. The record is from RefSeq and is a predicted model, not a curated record. Gene Ontology annotation, molecular function: signaling receptor binding.